AUGGGAGACAACCUACCGUUACUACCGGAGAGAGAAGCGAUUUGCACGGAUGUGCGGCCGGUCUUACGCGAAGUAUUUCGCGACGAGGACUACUUGCCGCCAAUUGCUGACUGUUAUCCGGAAAAUCAUGAUGAUAAGACAAUUUUGGAACAGAAAAAAUGGGUCGAUGAGUUUUCAUCAGAAUGCGAAAAAUUCCACGAGAAAGAGAAGAACUUGAAAUAUAAAUACGCGCAGCGGUUAUCCAGGGAACCGUUGCCAAACAUCUUCAAAAUAUACUCCGAUCUUAGCAACGGAUCAGAAGACUCCUGGACUGUAGUGAGGAAGGACUUGAAGCCGACGAUAGAACAAGAUGCUGGGUGUAACACAAGUCUGUGGGUGAAAAAUAUUUUGAACAGGAGUUCUGGAGAUUUGACUGUUUGUCAACAUGAACCCAAGAUACCAAGCGGAGAAGCAAUAUUUCCACCAGAUGAUGUGACCAUACAAUCGUACAGCAUAGGAGAAGCCGUACCACGUCCACCUCCCCCUCCCCCCAAGCUGGCCAUCCAACCCCCACAGCCAGAGUACAUUCUAUGUGUGCCCCCACGAAUUGAGUUCGUCAAUUUUACACUUGGUCAUGUUCAUACGGAAACUCUUCGUCUCAUAAAUGUGUCAAAAUUUGAAAUACGCCUAUCAGUGACACCACCCAAGCGAAAGGAACUGGACGUGGAGUUGUGUUCUAGGCUGGUGGUCACGUCGGGGUCCGCCGCUGAAUUCCGGAUCCACUAUAGGCCGGUGGACGUCCGCGCUGUCGCGGAUGUGUUGCAAGUGCGCGUGUCUGUUGGGCGUGGAUUGCUGAUACCGAUCUCUUGUUACAUGCGACCGCCUGUUUUGGAAAUUCUUGUGCCGAAUCUGACAUCAGUUCGCCUGGACUCCACGAACCCAACGGAAACGACUGCAGACGUGCUGGACUUGGGUUCCAGACUGCUGGGAGACGUACACCGGGCGUCCGUUCUCUUCUACUGCGCUGAGAAGCACGCUUCCUUCUUCCUCUUACCCGAAGACGCUUGGUUUAGCUUCUGUGUUGAUGUGGCUGCGAGUUCUGGUAAGGGCAAGAGCGUAGGUGGCGCGGCGAGCGACAAUUUCUGGUUGAGUCCAGUUCGCUGGUGUGGCGGUGGCACCACCCGCGCGAUCGCCGUCUGCUAUGCAGCUGAGCCAGGUCUACAUACCACUGCGUUGAGGAUCCUGAGCUCCACGGCGAUAGUACGACCUCUGAACCUGGUCGCUGAUGCUCUAUGGUUUAGACCUACCCACAUAACUUUGCUUGCUCACGAGAAGGACUAUGACAUCUGCAGUGCAGAUGAUCCAGCUUGUGAGUACUACGUGCGGUUGGGGACAGCAUUUCCGGGACGUCCAUUGUCGUCUGUGAUAGAAAUUGUCAAUCAUAGUCCCCUCUCUUAUCCUUACUAUUGGAGUGUCAGGGCGUGGGGUGUGUGCUCAUGCUGGACUGGCUCCGAGACUUCGCUCCUAGCAGAAGAUGAUGACCUUUGCGAUGAAGCUACGAUGUUGAAACGACAAAAACAUGGAGUAAACGAAGAUGCAAGGGCAGUCCGGGUGGAAUCAGCCAACGGGAGACUGUUUCCUCGUUCCGUUACGCAGCUCCACGUUCAAGUACCUGACGCUGGUCAUCUCCUGGGGCAGCACAGAGCCGUGCUUAUGUUGAUUUUGAAGGCAGUUCCAAAGGAGAGUUUCCCACCCAACUACGACGCAAUGAUAGUGAAAACGGAGGUUGUCAAUGAGGAGGGAAUACCAGGUGUCUGCUCGAGCUGGUCCCGUGAAGUUUGCGACAUUGUUUGCUGUCAGCUAGAAGUAUGGUGGGAUGUGGUGCCGGUUCGAUUCGUACUCGAACCGCCCGUUUUGAAAUUGACUCAUUCUAGAAGGAUAAAAUCAACGGACAUUUGUCUAAAAGCGACACAAUUGUAUGGCGUGACCGGGGUCAAGGCAAGCUGGAAUGUAUCUGGAUCCAAGGCAAUAAAUUUGCUGCCCGGGGAAGCCGUUGGAACUAAUUUCAAUUUACAAAUGCAGCAGCUAGCCAACCACUAUCCGGAUCUAGAUGUUAUUGAAUUAAACGCUGCGAGCAAAGAAUGGAAAUCGUCUUGUGUCAUUCAAAGAUGUUACAAUACGCGUCACCCAUCUCUACGACCAGCGUUGAAAUGGCUUGGCUUGGUUCCACCUGGAGCCAAGGUCCAGACCGAAUUGGUUGUCCAUAACGACACUUAUCAACAUAUUUGCUGGUGGGUGACAUGUGUGCGUUGGUGGGGUGAGCGUCGUGUCGCCGAUGUGUGUGCGUCCCGCGCGCCAUGUCCCCAAUGUUACGAAAGGAGUUGCUCCUGCGCAAUGAUCAGUCCAACGCGGGGUGCUCUUGCGCAUGAUCAAAAAGUCACUUUGAAGUAUAGCGUUAUAGCUCCCGAUAUAGAUGGCGUUGUAGCGACCCUAAUACAAGUGCACAGGACAUCUGGAGACGUGUGCAUGGUACCUUCAGUGGCUGGAACCGAGGCGAGAGCGACGCUACUCGCCUAUCGAGUGCUGGCGCCAGUAGUAGUGUUGCAAGUGUUGCCUUGUUUGGGAGAUAAACAUAAGCAUUGUAAGGUUUGCUCCAUGGACACAAACGAGCGAAAGAACUGCGCUGUGCUUAGACCAAGCUUUGCCCUAACAGCUGGUUUUAGAAGCUGCUACCGUCUCAGGUGCGCUAACUUAACCCCCCCUACCGACAACGGUCAAGUGGAGGAAACCGCUUGUUUAGUUAUUUUAGGUAGUGAGGGCGAGGACAAUCUGAGAGUUAUAUUUCUGCCGAACGACUUUGAUCUUCGCGGUCACAGCUCUAUCGAAAUACAAGGCUUGGAAGUUGUAGUGGACAUACCAACUGGUGAUGGUGUAAAAACUGAUUCCUUCUUCAGCAUCAAAAUGAUGGAGAAAGAGUCUGCACGAAGAGAGAAAAUGGUGUCCCCAACUGAAUUAUUUGAAGAGGAAGACCGGAAGCGCGCAGUACAAAAAGAGAACAUUUGCCAUUGUCCCUAUAAAAUGGUGUACAUACCACCAGCUACAGAGCCAUCUUCCCCCCUGGAUGAGGAGUAUCGUUGUGUUGAUGUCAUAACCGAACCGCCGCCACUUACUCGAGUCUGCCCAUGUGGCGGGAAGACGAAGCCUGUUCUUCCUGAGUCAGAAGAACCUUCUUGCUUGCAGUUCAGGAAUUUACCUGUCAGAACUGUGCAAACACGGACGAUGAAAUUACGGAACCUGUCUUCGCUGUUUACGCGGAUAGCCACCGCUGUUCGCAACUGGCCACGAGUACACAAGCGGACGUUGAGAUCAGAUAAAUGGGCUGAUGACGUCAGAACACCAGGAGUCAUCAUCGAGUGUAAAGCUUCAGAAAAUGCGCUUGCGCCGUGCGGAAUGGUGGAGGUAACAGUCAGCGUAUACGCCGAUUGCUGGGGACUGUACCAUGAUCAGGUGUUGAUAAUGAUUGACAACGUCGACUCAAUCGUUUUGGACGUCUGGAUAGAAGUGGUUGGUCCACCUCUGUACUUUCCGUUGCAAGGACAAUGUCACGACGCUUGUACUCCUAUUCUGUGGAUGUCAUCGUCAGAUCCGGAGCGAGCUUUGGUCGUGGCAAAUCCAUCUCGUUCGUGUCUGAAUGUUCAGACUUACGUUAUUACUGAAAAUCAAUAUCCCCAAGAUGAACUACCAUUUCGUCUCUACCUUCGCUUCUACUAUGUCCCUUCAAGAACUUGUCCCUGUGUCACGGCUUUAGAUUCCAUAUCGUACGCUGAUGAAGAUUCAGAUAAGAACAGCAGUUCGGAGUACUCGGAAAUAGACGGAAACUGA
Leptosia nina is the source of this 3861-nucleotide messenger RNA. Lineage: Eukaryota; Metazoa; Arthropoda; Insecta; Lepidoptera; Pieridae. The record is from the annotation of a GenBank genome assembly.